UUGCAUUACUGUAUUGUUGGCAUUUAGUGUGCAGUGCAGAAUUGCGUGCGACACACAAAGCAUAAGCGUUGCACAAAACACGAAGUAAAAACGAAAGAAAAAUAAAAUUAAAAAAGUACAAAAAACAAAAAAGUUAAUAAAUCGAAUUAAGUGGAAAUUAUAGAAAUCAUGCCGUCCGAAAACCAUAAAGAUAUCGAAAUCGGCAACAAAGUGGAAAAUGUUGGUGCCAGCGACAAUGUGGAAAGCGUAAGCGCCGCUGCCGCCACCCCCGCUAAUGCUGCAGCAGCCGCAGGUACAGCAGCGCCCAGUGCAGUGAUAGUCGUGGCUAAGGAAUCGGUGCCCGCCGAUACCAUUACGAAUGGCAGCUCGAACGUGAAAAGUACGACGACGUCAGCCGCACCGCCAAGUAAGGAGUCAGCAGCUUCUCAAUCGCAAGAGCAGCCGAAACAAGAAUCCACUGCCAUGCAGGCAAAUCUGCACCCGGCCAUGCAACCAAUGCAACAAUCUGUCGCAGGUAAAAUGGAUGAAGACGCCACCCUCACCAAUUUCAAGGUGUUGUACGUGGUGACGCAGCUAUGCGGUAUAACAAUGAUCGUUCUAGCUGGUUGUUGGGUUGGCAUACAUUUCGGUGGCUUUAGUGGCAGUGCCACUCCCAGAGUUGAAUUUAACUGGCAUCCGCUAUUUAUGACAAUCGGCCUAAUAUUCUUAUAUGGCAAUUCCAUUUUGGUAUAUCGUGGCUUCCGCAACGUCAGCAAGAAGACCCUGAAAAUAUCACACGCCAGCAUUCAUUUGAUCGCCUUUGUAUUGACCGUCAUUGCUCUGAUAACCGUCUUCGAUUCGCACAAUCUGGUUGAUCCACCAAUACCAAACAUGUAUUCCCUGCACUCCUGGUUGGGAAUCGGUGCUGUUAUCGUUUUCGGUUUGCAAUAUGUGGCAGGAUUUACAGCUUAUUUAGCACCAGGCUGGCGGCAGACGCUUAAGGUCGCUUAUAUGCCACUGCACAUCUACUUUGGCCUAUUUGGAUUCGUUUUAGCCAUAGCAAGUGCUCUAAUGGGCAUCACCGAGAAAGCUAUAUUUGCAAUUUCCGAUUACUCUUCGUUCUCGAAUGCCGGAGUGAUGGGCAACAGCUUGGGAGUGUUGUACGUGAUUUUUGGCGCCUUAGUUAUGUACUUGGUCACUGAGUCUUCCUACAAACGGAAACCAUUGCCGGAGGAUACCAUUCUGUUGACGGGCGCAAAUGAGUAGACGCUGACGUAACACUGCAUACGAAGGGGGGGAACGUUCGAAGAUAGUGAAAAAAUUACAACUUUAUGUUCUUACUUAACUUUGUCUUUCUACGCUAUUACGUUUUUACGUUAGAACACAUUACGUUUAUACGGACAAGAUUACCGCGAGGUGCUAAGACAACGAUGCAAACAUACAUAUGUAUAUGCGGACAUAUGCACUUACAUAUGUUAAAAUAAAUGCACAAUCAAACGCACAUUUUUAUAAAAAGAUGUUUGUCGAAAAAUUGGGUGCUUAAUCAAUUUUAAAAUUUCGGUGCUUAUCUUAAGUAUUUUCUGUUUACUGAUACAUAUUUGUGUAUUUAUUUGUUUUACGCAACUAAACAUACAUACUAUAUACUGAUAUAUUUAUAUACAUACAUAUUUAAAUAUAGCAUAUACAUAUGUACUAAUUUAUAUUUCCAAAUGGUCUGGGGAGGCCGUAUACCUACAGCACAAAAACUGUGGUGCUUGUUAAGGUUCGUAAGCGCUUAAUGCAAUUUACACAAAUACAUAUCGUCAUUU
Molecule: messenger RNA, 1787 nt
Organism: Rhagoletis pomonella (apple maggot)
Lineage: Eukaryota; Metazoa; Arthropoda; Insecta; Diptera; Tephritidae
Product: cytochrome b561-like
Exons: 4
Coding region: 169-1245 (358 amino acids)
Molecular function (GO): oxidoreductase activity
Source: RefSeq, a predicted model, not a curated record